AUGGCGAACUCGUCCAGAGAUGACUCGCCCACCGACGGCGACACCUCUAGCGGCGACGCUCCUCCCUCCAAUUCCAGCCUCUACUCCGAGGGUGAGAAGAUCCUUGCCUACCAUGGCCCUCGCAUCUACGAAGCCAAGGCAAGUCCAACGAACCCUCCUUUCGUUUCUCUUUCCCUGACCUCCAUUUCUUUAAUCUCUAUGCCCUAG
Messenger RNA from Prunus armeniaca (apricot), 207 nucleotides. The record is from the annotation of a GenBank genome assembly. NCBI's taxonomy places the organism in Eukaryota, Viridiplantae, Streptophyta, Magnoliopsida, Rosales, Rosaceae.